This is a messenger RNA of Camelina sativa (false flax), 633 nucleotides long. RefSeq names its product putative WUSCHEL-related homeobox 10. Gene Ontology annotation, molecular function: DNA binding; DNA-binding transcription factor activity. Lineage: Eukaryota; Viridiplantae; Streptophyta; Magnoliopsida; Brassicales; Brassicaceae. The record is from RefSeq and is a predicted model, not a curated record.
GAGAGAGGAGAAAGCAAAUUUGUGAAAGAGGAGAUGGAGCAAGGGAGCCUAAACGGUACGUAUGAUGGUAGAGUGAUGACGGAGGAGCAGAUGGAGACUCUCCGUAAGCAAAUCGCCAUUUACGCUAUAAUCUGUGAUCAGCUCGUCCUCCUACACAAUUCGCUCUCUUCCUUCCCUCCUCUCUCAUCAGGGAUGAAUCUGAUGGGAGGAGGAUACUUUGAUCCGAUGGUGGCAUCGUCAAGCGCUCAUGGUAUGUCUACUCGUCAUCGAUGGACUCCAACGUCGAAGCAACUUCAGAUUCUUGAGAACAUUUACAAGGAAGGAAGUGGAACACCAAAUCCACGGAGGAUUAAAGAGAUUGCUGCGGAGCUGUCUGAGCACGGACAAAUCAUGGAGAAAAAUGUCUACAACUGGUUUCAAAACCGGCGAGCUCGGUCCAAACGAAAGCAGCCUCAGACGACAACGGUGACUGGUCCGACCGGUGAUGCGGCUGUGACGACUGAGGAGAGGAGUUAUGGAGAUUCUGGAGGGUUUGAGUCUUAUGAGCAUAUACUCUUCCCUAGUCCUGAUAGAGGGAUUGAGCAUUUGUUGAGUAGGGAGAAGUUUAUGGAGAACAAAUUUCAUACAGGCUGA